Condylura cristata (star-nosed mole) is the source of this 1230-nucleotide messenger RNA. RefSeq names its product interleukin 23, alpha subunit p19 (gene IL23A). Gene Ontology annotation, biological process: immune response; positive regulation of T cell proliferation; positive regulation of T-helper 17 cell lineage commitment. Lineage: Eukaryota; Metazoa; Chordata; Mammalia; Eulipotyphla; Talpidae. The record is from RefSeq and is a predicted model, not a curated record. The coding region runs from base 362 to 967 and encodes 201 amino acids. Gene Ontology annotation, cellular component: interleukin-23 complex; extracellular region. Gene Ontology annotation, molecular function: cytokine activity. The transcript has 4 exons.
AGAGCUUGAGUCGGGAAUCACUUGCAUGUUCAGUUACUCCUGCCGCCACCGUCCCCUUCACAGUGCCUGGACCCCAUCUCAAGCCUCAGCCACAGUAACCACACGACUGUUUCCCCUGGAACUGAGGCUGCAUACCUGGGCUCCCCGCGGAGCGAUGAUGCAGGGAGGGAAAUCCCACCUGCUGUGAGUCACCUGCUACUCUAGGGCGGAUCUUAGAUACAGGGACCUUAAAAGGGACUCAGAGCCAUGGGAAGAAAAACAACAGGAAGCAGCUCAGACACUCUGCGAAACAACUGAGGGGACAAAGCCUGACACGCGCUGAGCAGAGAAUCAGACGCAGCAAGGGGAAGUGACGGAUUCCAUGAGGACCCUGCAAGGCUCAGCAUCUGGCGACAGGAUGCGGGGGAGCGGAGCUGUGCUGCUGCUGCUGUCGCUGCUGCUGCUGCUGCUGCUGCCGCCCAGGGCGGGAGGCAGCCCUGCCUGGGACCAGUGCCAGCAGCUCUCCCAGAAGCUCUGCUCGCUGGCCUGGAGCGCUGGUGCGCCCUUGGGACACGUGGACCUACCAAGAGAAGAAAAUGAGGAGAGCACAAGUCAUGUCCCGCAUAUCCAGUGUGGGGACGGCUGUGAUCCCCAGGAACUCAGGGACAACAGUCAGUCCUGCUUGCGAAGGAUCCAUCAGGGCCUGUUUUUUUAUGAAAAGCUGCUGGGCUCUGACAUCUUCAGCGGAGAGCCUGCCCUGCUCCCCACUGGCCCUGUGCACCAGCUUCAUGCCUCCCUGCUGGGCCUCAGGCAGCUCUUGAAGCCCGAGGGUCACCACUGGGAGCCGCAGGAGCAGACACCAAGCCUCAGUCCCAGCCAGCCGUGGCAACGCCUCCUUCUCCGCCUCAAGAUCCUGCGCAGCCUCCAGGCCUUUGUGGCGGUAGCGGCUCGGGUCUUUGCCCACGGAGCAGCCACCCUGAGCCCUUAAGGCCACAGCUGCAGGUGGCACCGAGGUCCUGGGCCAGGAGGCUGAGCUGCCUCCACCCACCAGGCCCGCACACUCACGGUCAGCCUGUGCCUUCUAGCGCCUCUUGCUCAUGUUGAAAACGACCAACACUGACUGACUUAGAUGUCGACCUGUGACAAGGUUGAGUAGUCUUAGGUGGAAGGGAAAUUUGGGGGCCACUUAUCCUCAUGGCAACAGUUUGGGGUGGUGGGUUAUUUAUUAUAUUUAUGUUGAAUUAUGUAUGU